Malassezia vespertilionis is the source of this 1008-nucleotide messenger RNA. RefSeq lists its product as uncharacterized. The transcript has a single exon. Lineage: Eukaryota; Fungi; Basidiomycota; Malasseziomycetes; Malasseziales; Malasseziaceae. Bases 1 to 1008 code for a protein of 335 amino acids. The record is from RefSeq and is a predicted model, not a curated record.
AUGGCCUUGUCCAAGCUCCGCGUUGGCUACGUUCCAGAGCAUUUUGCUGCGCCGCUCUUGCAGCUUGCAGAUACGCCAUGGGGGAAGACGCAUGUUGAACUUAUUGAGCAGCCGUCCGGUACGGGUCAAAUGCUUACAUCCCUGGACGCCGCCGCGCCGGGUGGUCAAAAAAUCGAUGUGGCCGUCGCGCUUACCGAGGCGCUGAUCGCGGGAGUUGCGAAAGGACGCAGUGACUACCAGUUGGUUGGUACCUAUGUGCGAAGCAGUCUGAACUGGGCCAUCAUCGCGGGAACGGAGCGCGGGGCAGACCGCUACCAAAGUGUGCCCGACUUGCGUGACGCAAAGGUGGGUGUCAGUCGCCUCGGCAGCGGUUCGCACAUUAUGGCGAGCGUACUAGCACUGGAACAGGGAUGGGUCGGUCCUGACGGCAAGGUCGCGAAGCAAGAGUUUGUAGUGAACAAUGAUUUCAAGACGCUGCGCGACGGUGUAAAUCAAGUACCAGGCCACGAAACGGGCUUUUUUAUGUGGGAAUGGUUCACUACGAAACCGUAUCGGGACACGGGCGAAAUCCGAUUCCUUGGCUCGAUUCCUACGCCGUGGUCGUCCUGGGCGAUCGCAGCGAGCAAACAUACGGCAACCGUGCCGGAGAAUGCAGGCGUACUAAAAGCGUUUCUCGACCAUCUCGACGCAUCGAUCCGCGCAUUUGCCAACCCAUCGACCCGCGCUGACCACUCUUUGCACAAAUUUAUUCAGUCCGUGCACCAGUACAAGCCUGAGGAUGUGGAAGCGUGGGCCGAAAAGGUGCGCUGGGCCGGCGAGGAGACGCCCGAUCCGGAAGGCAUCAGGCCGCUGGAUCCCAAGGCGAAUGCGGUGAAUGCACACUCUGUCUCUGGCGCAAUGAUCCUCAAUACAUUGCGCAUUCUCGAGGAGGCGGGCGUGCUGCAGCGCCCUGCCAACGGAUGGUCGCCGGCGUCGUUUGUCGACACCAGCGUUGCUCAGCUGCUCUAG